Prunus avium (sweet cherry) is the source of this 1388-nucleotide messenger RNA. Its product is annotated as NAD(P)-binding Rossmann-fold superfamily protein. The record is from RefSeq and is a predicted model, not a curated record. NCBI's taxonomy places the organism in Eukaryota, Viridiplantae, Streptophyta, Magnoliopsida, Rosales, Rosaceae.
GCCUCAGAGUCAUGAAUGAAUCAGAAUUACGAUUUCAAUUUGAUAUUGGCAAAGCUCUGCAUCUCAAUUCCCAAAUGAAAGAAAGCUAUAUUUAAUCUUUAGUCAGCGGGAAGAGACUGACCCGCUCACUUUUUUCACUAACAAGAUUCAGAGCAGACUUUUCCUUUUCUUAUUUAUUACACACCACACCACACCACCAACCCUUUUAAUUCAUUUCUGGAUUUAGUUUUUGAGUCUAAGGGUAUCAACUUUAGAUACCAACUUUUUUACCGUCUCUUCACUAUUAGAGAGUUGUAACCCACCAAUAUAAGUGUAUUAGUCAAGUCCUUGUUCAAUUAGAAAAUGGGGACUUCUCCUGGGAAGAAGGUUUUGCUCACCUCCAAUGGGGAUGACAUUUCACACAAUAUUGCCUUCUCUUUGGCCCAGCGGGGAUGCAGGCUGGUCUUGAUGGGAAAGGAGAGCUGUCUGCGGAGCAUUCAACAGAAAAUAAAGGGCUCAUUGGAGGGUGUCGUGCCAGUUGAGGUGGUUGAUGUAGACAUGGAGGACGAGAGAGAAGGAGCUUUUGAUGAGGCAGUGGAUAAGGCAUGCCACAUUUUGGGCAAUUUGGAUGCCUUUGUGCAUUGCUAUACUUAUGAAGGGAAAAUGCAGGAGCAUCUAGAAUUAGCUGAAGAUGAGUUUAAAAAGAUAAUGAAGAGGAACUUUAUGUCUGCAUGGUUUCUGUUAAAUGCUGUUGGCAGAAGAAUGCGAGAUUAUAAGUCAGGAGGUUCCAUCAUAUUUUUGACCUCGAUAAUUGGAGCUGAAAGAGGGAUUUAUCCAGGAGCUGCUGCCUACAGUGCAUGCUCGGCAGCCGUGCAGCAGUUAGCUAGGACAUCGGCUUUGGAGAUUGGUAGAUACCAGAUUAGGGUCAAUGCAAUUGCCCGUGGUUUGCACCUAGAAGAUGAAUAUCCAAUGUUUGUGGGUAUGGAGAGAGCAAAGAAGUUGGUGAAGGAGGCAGCUCCAUUGGAGAGAUGGCUUGAUGUUAAAAACGAUCUGGCUUCAACUGUCAUAUAUUUAAUCAGUGAUGGGUCAAAGUACAUGACAGGCACAACCAUAUUUGUUGAUGGGGCACAGUCUCUGAUGAGACCUCGGAUGCGCUCGUAUAUGUGAUUCUUCUCGCUGUUAUAUUUUGCCCGGCCAUUAGUUGAUUAGGUCUGCUCAUAGGUCGAUUAGCCGAUUAUGUUUCAGAUCGAUUCCAUUUUACUCAGUAUAACAGGGUCCACAGUAAAAGUGUUGAUCCUGCAUUCAAUCAAGUGCAGGAAUUGAAUGAGCACAUCAUUUCAGAUAAACUUUUAUUGUCAAAUUCUCUUCCUUAUGAAUCACAAAAAUUGAAUCAGUUCCCUUGCAAAAAA